AUGACAACUGCACAGCCGAGAGGCGUCCAACCCGCCAGGCGAAUCAGCCUGAGGAGAAAGACAGGUAGCUUCAAGAUACGGCGGAUGGGCGACAUCGUGGUGUGCGAAGUGUGCGGACAAGGCCACCAGCCGGGCCAGAACCAUCUCUACGACUACCCUGACAACAUAGACGAGGACCUCCUGUGUCAGGUGUGCCGCCAGCCCCUGGUUGACCCGGUGGAUACCCCAUGCGCCCACACCUUCUGCGGAGUUUGUCUCCGCUCUCACAUGCGCAUGCAGAAGACGUGUCCUUCGGACGGGGUCCAGUUGCACCGAGACACCGACGUACGGCGCUCCUCGACGCUUGUGAGAAACAUUCUGGACAAGUUAACCGUGGUGUGCCCAAACAACGCCUACUGCGACCAGUUCAUGCCGCGGCACGCGCUCGAGAGUCACCUCCGCUACCACUGCCACGGUACCUACGUCUCCUGCCCGCGGGAUGAGAGCGAGUGCCAGUUCGUCGGUCCUCGGAGUCAGCUGGAGGAGCACCUCUGGACCUGCAGCCAUGGCACCGACGUAGACCCGAAGACUGGCACAAAGCUACCAAUAGAAGAAGGAAAACUGACGACCAUCGAGAUACCAAAGGGGAAGAGGGAACUAGGACUUAGCUACUGUUGGUGCGAAGAUGUGGGUGGUGGGCUUCUAAUAGAGGAUAUAUUUACAGAGGGAAACGCAUUCUUGGACGGUCGACUCAGCGAAGGUGACAUCAUAGUCCAGAUCGACCGGCAGGACCUGUCUCACAUGACUCUGGCCCAGGCCACUCUGGCUCUCGGCACGUCCUCUCCUCUCAUUAAACUGGGAGUGUACAGACCCUCCGUUGAAGACACUGAAACUGAUCUAGUGGAAUUGGAGAAGAUAGAAGGAAAACCACUUGGGCAUCCAAAUAAGGACAUCAAGGUGACCAGCUCACCAGUCAAAAUUAUGUCUAGACCAGGUAUCUACGUCCACUACCUGGUGCCCGGGUCCAGAGCAGAGGAGAACGGUGGAAUCAGACCAGGAGACAGAAUUCUUGAGGUGAACGGGAAGGACCUGCGAGACUCGACUGUCGACGACGCAGCUGCCUUCAUGAUGGAAACGACUGGAACUCUAAAGUUCUUCAUCUCUCGUCAGGACCUGGCCUCCAUCCACUCCUCAGCCAGCUCAGAGAGCUCAUCCAGCUGUGGCUAUCACCCCUCCCCAACCGGCAUCUCCCCCUCCACAGGGGGACCCAUCUACGAUGAAAUUGUGGCCCCCAGCGGCUACCAGAUUGGAACCCACAAGAGCGUCUCUCUCAAGAAGAAAUCAGAGGAGCCAUUUGGUAUGAACGUAGCCGGGGGUGCAGGGGGUACGGUGGGCGAUCUCCCUAUCUUCAUCUCUGCCAUCAAACAAGACAGCGUCGUUGGACGCAGUGGGAAAAUACAGAGAGGAGACAUUUUGCUGUCCAUCAACGACCGGACUCUGGUGGGGAAGACACACGGGGAGGCCAUCGAGAGUGUGAGGGGGUUAAUCGGGUGUAAGGUGGUGAGGAUGGAGUUAAUCCAGGGGGAGGACACGGACAUCAACGGAGGUCUCUCUCCCGACUGGGGCAAGUGGCUGAGAAAGUGGGAGAUGUCCAGGAGAAGUCCAAUGGAGUUCUCGGUGACUCUCAAGAAGGUCGGCCAGAAGAGUCUGGGGUUCAGUGUAGUUGGGGGCCGAAAUUCCACGAGGGGCCACUCCCCCCUGUUCAUCCGGAGCAUUGCUCCCAACAGUCUGGCCUCGGAGGACGGGAGGUUACACUCUGGAGACAGAAUCACUCAGAUCAAUGGCACAGAGGUGUUCAACAUGUCACAGGCAGAGGCAGUUCAACUGAUCAAGUCGUCCGGAGACACCGUUACACUCUGUGUCAUACCUCGAGACCGCCGAUAGUCCUCUCCUCGAGUCCUCCUCCUCUCUCCCUCUCACUCUCUCGCCCUCCGUUCCAAAACUGAUUCCCCUCUCAAGACAUUUUCUCUCUUUCAAUACCCUGACACUCACCUUAUCCCCCCUCUCUCCUCACAAUUGAAUUCACCAUGUUCUUUCAGUCAACGAUUUGCUCCAGUUCUCAUUUUCCUAAAUCUCACAAACUCCCACUUUUCCUACCACUCGUGAUCAUGUGAGUCUCACCUGACUCCACUUCACACACCCUCUGCCAAUAAUGAUAUCACAGGCCUGGCCGUGCCACCACUGUUUAUAAAACUGGCUCUUCUGCUCAUUUAGCUCAUCAACUGAUCAUCAACCAUCAUUUGUCAUCUCAACAUUCCUCAAUGUCAGCCUUUCAACUGUGCCAUGUUUUGCCCUUGUACUAUGUUUCCCCCCCGUUUUUCUCCUUUUUUUACUUUUAUGCAUUUGCAUUACAAUCACAAGGUAAAACAAUGUUAUUGAAAGAAAGUUAUUAACUUGACAACAAGAAAGAGGGA
Messenger RNA from Geodia barretti, 2453 nucleotides. The record is from the annotation of a GenBank genome assembly. NCBI's taxonomy places the organism in Eukaryota, Metazoa, Porifera, Demospongiae, Tetractinellida, Geodiidae.